Molecule: messenger RNA, 7224 nt
Organism: Daldinia loculata
Lineage: Eukaryota; Fungi; Ascomycota; Sordariomycetes; Xylariales; Hypoxylaceae
Exons: 20
Coding region: 1-7224 (2407 amino acids)
Biological process (GO): fatty acid biosynthetic process; secondary metabolite biosynthetic process
Molecular function (GO): fatty acid synthase activity; phosphopantetheine binding; oxidoreductase activity
Source: RefSeq, a predicted model, not a curated record
AUGUCGACUUCUCGAGAUCGUCGACCCCCAAUGUCUUCCGGCCUGCUUGGUCCAACAAACGGAGUAGCAAACGGAACGAAAAAUGCAAUCCGUCCAAUUGCUAUCUGUGGAAUGGCAAUGCGUCUUCCCGGUGGUGUGCGAGACGCUGACACCUUCUGGGACGUGCUCGUGAACAAGAAAGACACUAGAGGCCCUAUCCCAUCCAAUCGAUAUAAUGCAUCCGCAUUUACUGAUAAGUAUGGCAAGAAAGGUGCCAUAAAGACUCAGUAUGGCUACUUUCUCGAUGAGGACCUCAGCAAGCUGGACACAUCGUUUUUUACUAUGAGUAAGAAUGAACUGGAGAGAACUGACCCACAACAGCGCCAGCUCCUUGAAGUGAUCCGGGAGGCUUUUGAAAACGCUGGUGAAGCUGACUAUAGAGGCCAGUUGAUUGGCUGCUAUGUCGGUACCUUUGGAGAGGACUGGCUUCAAAUCAGCGCCAAAGAAACCCAACACUCGGGCGGAUAUAUUAUGACUGGUCAUGGUGAUCUCAUGCUUGCUAACAGACUAUCGUUUGAAUACGAUCUCAAAGGUCCCAGUAUGGUAGUUAAGACUGGGUGCUCUGCCUCACUUAUAGCGCUCCAUGAAGCAUGCCGAGCAUUGCAACACGGCGACUGCACAGGUGCCAUUGUUGCUGGUGCCAACAUGAUCAUGGGCCCAACAACAACGGCUGCGAUGACGGAGGAGGGCAUUCUAUCCCCCGAGGGCUCCUGCAAAACCUUCGAUGCCGCUGCUGACGGGUUUGCAAGAGCCGAGGCUAUCAAUGUUGUUUAUGUCAAACUUCUUGAUGACGCCAUCCGUGAUGGAAAUCCGAUUAGGGCUAUCAUCCGAAAUACGGGAACUAACAGCGAUGGUAAGAGUCAGGGUCUGAUGACGCCUAACGGAGCUGCCCACGAGAGCUUGAUGCGCAAAGUUUACGCAGAUGCUGGACUUCCACCACAUGAGACAGCAUUCGUUGAGUGCCAUGGGACAGGAACACCGACCGGCGACCCCUUAGAGACGAAUGCUAUAGGAAAUAUCUUUGGUUCCCAGGGGGUGUACAUAGGUUCCGUGAAACCCAAUGUAGGCCACUCGGAGGGUGCAUCUGGACUUACCAGUCUCAUUAAAGGGGUCUUGGCGCUGGAGCACGAUAUAAUCCCACCUAAUAUCAAGUUCAACAAGCCAAAUCCCAAGAUUCCAUUCUCGAGUAGGAAGCUUCGGGUCCCGAUUGAGCCAACGAGUUGGCCCCAAGACCGAGCGAAACGAAUUAGCAUCAACUCUUUUGGAAUAGGGGGUUCAAACGCUCACCGUGCACAGCUAGCCAUCCUCUCCGCAAACACACAAGAAUCCCUAAAGACGUAUAUCGAUAACUUGCAAGAGUAUGUCGAUAAACAUCCCAAAAAUGCUGAUAACAUUGCCUACACACUCGGCCGACGUAGGGAGACAUUGCCCCACCGAGCCUUUAUGGUCAUCGACAGCGAUGGCGCCGUAGUCGAAAAAUCAGCUCCCGCAAAGGCGCCAGUCGGCGAUCCUGACAUCGUGAUGGUAUUCAGCGGACAAGGAGCACAAUGGCCGGAAAUGGGGAAGGAACUCUUCCUCACGGACGAAGGAUUCAGAACUGACAUCGUAGAGAUGGACCGUCUCCUCGAGUCACUUAUUUAUCCUCCGUCGUGGUCAAUUGAAGCCGAGUUAUUUGCGCCGCCGGAAAAGAGUAAGAUCCAUCGCGCCGAACUGGCCCAACCCCUUUGUACUGCAGUCCAGAUUGCCCUUGUCCGAAGCCUUCACAGGGUCGGCAUCCAGCCCGCAGCCGUAGUAGGCCACUCUAGUGGAGAGAUCGCGGCUGCCUAUGCGGCUGGAGCUAUCUCGCUUGCGGAGGCCUUAAUAUCGGCAUAUUAUCGAGGUUACGUGACAAGGGACCAGACCUUAAUCGGUGGUAUGGGGGCGGUGGGUUUAGGUGUCGCUGAUGUCUCUAAAUAUGUUAAGGAGGGCGUAGUGAUCGCUUGUGAUAACAGUCCCAAUAGUGUCACACUUUCCGGCGACGUGGGAGCGCUAGAUGAUGUUCUUAACGCGAUUAAGGUAGACAAACCCGAUGUACUUGCGAGGAAGCUUAAGGUGGACAUGGCCUACCACUCAGGCCAUAUGAAGGGGUUAGGGUCUAAGUAUCGAGAGCUUAUGGAGCAAGAACUUAAGCGCCAAGGUCUUGCUCGCCAGCAAGCUAGUGUACCCUUCUUUUCAUCUGUAAAAGAAAGGGUCAUCGAGCAUGGCGAUGACCUUGGGCCGGACUACUGGAUCGCGAACUUGACUUCACGAGUGCGUUUCAACUCUGCAGUACAGCGCAUACUAGAGCAACGUCCAGGACGACUCUUCGUUGAGAUCGGCCCUCACUCAACACUAUCCGGACCACUGCGACAGAUCGUAUCAAAUUCUGGAACCCAAUUUCAAUAUAUUCCCACAAUGAUCAGGGGUUCCAACAGUGCCCACAGCCUAGCUUCGGCGCUUGGCCAACUAUUCCAGAGCGGCGUUUCAAUCGACAGGUCUGCUAUCUUCCCGUCAGGAAAGGUGCUAAUAGAUCUCCCCCGCUAUGCUUGGGACCACAGCGGCGGCUCGUUCUGGUACGAAGCCCGCGUUUCUAAAGAAUGGCGUUUCCGCCAAUUCGGGCACCACCGUCUUCUCGGUUUACGCAUCCCUGAAAGUUCGAGUUAUGAACCUUCUUGGCGAAAUCUUUUGAGCUUAGAGGAUGAGCCUUGGCUGUCAGAUCAUAAAAUCCGCUCAGAUGUCGUCUUCCCAUUUGCAGGGUAUAUUGCCCUGGCCGGAGAAGCAAUAAGACAGAUUACGGGUAUUGACGCAGGAUACCAAGUGAAGCGCGCAACAGCUCGGUCAGCUAUGGUACUCUCGGACCAUCCGGUAGAGGUGUUGACGACAUUAAGACUUGCCAAAUUGACUGACACGGCUGACUCAACCUGGUUCGAGUUUUCUAUAACAUCGUAUAGUGGCUCGGCUUGGAUCAAGCAUUGCGAAGGACAAAUCAAGGCAAGCACGAGCCCAUCUUCAUCGCCAUCUCUUACACCGGAUAAGGGUGAACUUAUCAGGAAGAUCCCCGAGUCAAAAUGGUACGAUACAAUGAAUAAUAUUGGUGUUGUGUAUGGACCAGAGUUUCAGGGGCUCCAAAAUAUCGUCUCGUCUACCACCAAGAACCUGGCUGCUGCUAAGGUCAGUCUUCUGCGUCACCACGAAGAUCCGGCUUUCAUAUUCCAUCCAGCGGGGAUUGAUAACUGCCUGCAACUUGCUCUAGUUGCGCUGGCAAAGGGCAUUGGGCGAAACUUUGGCGACCUACGAGUGCCCACUACGAUUGAGGACCUUUAUAUCUCUAGGAGCGCCGCAACGAUGGAUGCUGUGGCGACUAGCAACGACGGAAAGGUUGCCCUAAGACUACGUGGGCUUGAAUUGACGACGAUGGAUAAUGACACUACGCAGCAGACUGAGCCGCAUGCAGCGGCUCGUCUAGAAUGGCUUCCGGACUUCGAUAUGGUCGACCACGCGACGUUGUUCAGUCCGCCUCGGUCGAUACCGGAAGAGACCAGGAUGCAGGAAGAAAUGACACUUUUAUGCAUGCUGGAAACUGCUGAUAGAGUCCGUGGCUUAGAGCCGUGUUCUUGGCACUUCGAAAAGUUCCGCGACUGGCUGGAGCUCGAGAUCGACCGCGCGAGGAAGGGGACAUACCCCUUAUUAGAGUAUUGCAGGGAAUAUGUAGCACUCUCCUCUGCAGAAAGAAAGCCAAUGAUCGAAGAGAGAUAUCAACAACUCCUGCCCCUUUCAGAAAAGGGCUCCGUGGCCAUCGGUAUUAAGCGAAUAUACGAUAACUGUGAGGACAUCUUCGCGGGCAAGAUAGACACUUUAGAGACUUUGAUGCAGGACGACGUCCUUACGGAGAUCUAUAAUGCCCUACUAUCUCACUCGCGGCCAAACAUGCGCAUCCUCGAAGUCGGUGCGGGUACCGGUGGCACCACCGAAAUGAUCCUCCGGACCCUCGUGCGAGAGGAUGGUCAUCCACCAUACUCCGUCUAUACCUUCAGCGAUGAGCGAUUUUCCUAUGCACCUAACAUGGACUACAAGGUCUUCGAUAUCUCGAAGUCUCCAUUUGAUCAAGGCUUCACGGCCGGAACUUACGAUGUCGUGCUCGCACCUAAUACGCUUCUAAACUUACAGCCGCUCCUGCGACCAGGAGGACUUCUUGUUCUGACUGAGCUGUGCGCUGUUGUGCGAACUCCAAAUUACAUAUUUGAUGGCCGACCUUAUGAGCCUUACGUCUCCGUCGAACGAUGGGACGAUGAGCUCAAGGCAACCGGUUUCUCCGGGCCUUACCAUUAUUGUGCUGCCAUCGUAUCAACCAAAGUAGAAGAGAAUGCCACUUCUGAAAAGGCGCCCUCGCCAGUAUCAAUCCUGUGCGACGAUCCCGAGGGAGAUUUAGUAGGACUCCUUGUUGAAGGACUUGCAAGUUCUGGUGUUUCGGCAAAGGUGUUUCGAUUGGGACAAAGCCUACCGCACGACCAAGACAUUGUAUCCCUUCUUGAUCUAGAAAGCUACUUCUUCGAGAACAUCUCGCCAGAAAGACUAAAUGCGUUUCAACAGAUAUUACAGGACUACAAGUCAGGCUCUAUAAUAUGGCUGACCAGACCAGCUCAAGUAGACUGCAAAGACCCGCGAUCCGCUCAAUCCAUCGGUGUCGCACGAUCCAUCCGAGCUGAAUCCUCGGUACCUUUCUAUACGCUAGAGAUUAGUCCCACAGAACCUCAAUUCUCGACCUUAGUUCAGAAAGUAUUGAGCAAGAUUCGACGUAUCGAAGACACCGACUUGCUUGCGCCCGAUAAAGAAUAUGCCGUUGACGCUGGUGUUGUCAAGAUUGGCCGAUACCAGCCAUUUUCAGUUGGUAAAGAGCUACAACAGAACGCUAGUGGUGCUGUGGUUCAGGAGGUGAAGGCAUUGGAGACUGCCAAGCCUGGAUCCCUGGAGAAUGUCGGCUGGGUCGGCGAAGCUAUUUCGAGUAGCCUUGGAGAUGACGAGGUUGUGAUUGAGACACGGGCAGUGGGAGUUAACUUCAAGGACGUCCUCUAUGCGAUGGGUAUUCUGAAGACCAGUACAGAGAAUGUUCCGUUAGGUCUCGAACUGGCCGGCAUCGUCCGCCAGGUUGGUGCAAAAGUAGAUGGUCUAGCUAUCGGAGAUCGUGUAAUGGCAACUCCACCGAACGCAUGCUUCAAGACGCAGGUUAAAACGCCGGCUUCUCUUGUCGCAAAGAUACCGGACGAUCUCACUUUUGAGGAGGCGGCCUCUAUGCCUAUAUGUUACACAACGGUGAUAGAGUCGCUUCUGAAUAUUGGGCGACUAGAAAAGGGACAGGCUAGUAUAUUUCGUCUCUGUUGCUCGAGCGCUGGAUCUAACAGGUUGCAAACUAACGGAGAGAUACUCGAAAAGAUAUUUGCAACUGUCGGAAGUAAGGAAAAGGUAGAACACCUUGUAAAGAAAUUCGGUAUUCCGACUAGCCACAUAUUCCAUUCACGAGACGAUUCAUUCGUUGCCGAUUUGAUGCGUGAGACCAAUGGCCGCGGAGCUGACAUUGUGCUCAACUCCCUUUCUGGAGAGCUAUUGCACGCUUCCUGGGACUGUGUCGCCGAGUUCGGUACCCUGAUCGAGCUCGGGAAGAGAGACGCCAUCGAGGGUGGUAAGCUUCGGAUGAGGAACUUCAUAGAGCAUCGGUCAUACUCCUGUGUCGAUAUGACGCAUCUUGCACAGAAGAGGCCACAGAGAGCUGGAGCGGGUUUGAAGAAGUGUGUUGAACUCUACCGAACUGGUUGCAUAAAGCCAAUCGGUCCGCUCUCUGUAUUUGACGCAGGCGACGUUCAAGAUGCAUUCCGCGUAGUGCAGGACGGAAACCAUAUUGGCAAGGUGGUUGUCCGUGUACCUGAAGAUUCCUCGACUCUCACAAGCAUGCCUAAACACUCUGAGUUGCGCUUGAAGAAUACCGCUUCAUAUCUGCUAACAGGUGGCUUGGGUGGCCUUGGGAAGGUUAUCGCUACCUGGCUCGUCGAAAAGGGGGCUAGAUCGCUAGUAUUUCUAUCUAGAAGUGCUGGAAAGACACAACAGGACCAGGAGUUCUUCCAAGAAUUGCGAAGUAUGGGGUGCGAUGUGCGCGCUGUACCGGGUCGGGCUGAAUCAGUUGAGGACGUUGGAAGCGCGGUUUCGCAGGCUCCAUAUCCCAUCAAAGGAGUUAUCCAUCUGGCGAUGGUUCUCCGAGAUUCACCGAUUGCAAGCAUGAAACAUGAAGAUUGGGUGGCUGCAAAUGCCCCUAAGGUGACUGGUGCUUGGAACCUCCAUGAGCACCUGAAGGAACAUGCCCUUGAUUUCUUCGUCAUGGCUAGUUCCAUGGUAACUAUUGUCGAACAACCAGGGCAAGGGAACUACAGUGCUUCAAACACGUUCCUUGAAGCUUUCACUCAAUAUCGACGUUCCCUAUCUCUCCCCGCGACUGUGCUUAAUAUCAGCCCAAUAGACGGCGUGGGCUUCGUCGCUGAAAACCCAUUCGCAAGGAAGAACAUGAAAGCACAAGGACUGUACUUCUUGAGCGAGGCGGAGCUUCUGGACUUUUUCGAACUGGCUAUCAUCCAAUCACGCCCUUUCGAAGAGCUCAGCUCCACAGGCAACUCCACGCUGACUCCUUGGACGAGUACCGGCCAAUUAGUUAUGGGUUUACGAUCCGAGGGUGACCUAAAUGACCCAAAUACACGAACUAACUGGCGCCGGGACCGACGAAUGGGCUUCUACCACAACAAUAAUGAGAAGGAAACCAAUACAAGGGGCAGUUCCAGCGAGCUAAUCGCGUUCCUAGCACGGGUAGCUGAUGAUGUCGAAGUAUUGGACGACCCGCAAAGCGUCUCAUACCUGAGCCACGAAAUCGGUAAGAAGGUAUUCAGCUUAAUGCUCAAACCUGAGGACGAUCUAGAUAUAUCCCUAACAUUAUCGCAAAUUGGAUUGGAUUCGCUCAUGGCAAUUGAGUUGCGCCGCUGGUGGAAACAGGUGUUGGGCCUACAAAUCAGCGUCCUCGAAAUCAUGGCUACUGGAACGUUAGAAGCGCUGGGAGGUGUCGCCGCUAAAAGCUUGAAAGAUAAGUUCGCUGGAAGUGAUACGCCCGAAGAAAAAAACCGGAUGAGUUAA